Molecule: messenger RNA, 2137 nt
Organism: Cucurbita pepo subsp. pepo (vegetable marrow)
Lineage: Eukaryota; Viridiplantae; Streptophyta; Magnoliopsida; Cucurbitales; Cucurbitaceae
Product: protein LAZ1 homolog 1
Source: RefSeq, a predicted model, not a curated record
CUUCCGAUUUCCUCAUUUCUGUUGUGUUUACCAUACCGACGCUUUAUAUUACCUCCGGCGAAUUCAUUUUCUGCCGAGGUAUUAAUCGCUUAACGCUGAACUUUCCCCGGGAGAUCUCCUCCGCAGUUUUGCUUGAUGGGAUGGAGGAUGUUCUUCUACACUCUGUUUAUUCUCUUCAAUAUGGUUGAAUCCUCCAGUAGAUCAGGGAAGAUGUGGUUACUGAAUCUAAGCACCGAAGCAGCUCCUAACUUCAGCUGGACAAUUUUCAGUGCUGGUGUAUUCGUCAUUGUUGCACUUGUUCUUUCCACACUUCUCAUCAUUGAGCAUUUAGCUUCUUAUAAUCAGCCAGAGGAACAGAAGUUUCUGAUUGGUCUUAUACUGAUGGUUCCUGUUUACUCUCUAGAAUCGUUCCUGUCUUUGUUAAAUUCAAAUGGUGCAUUCAAUUGGGAAGUGAUACGGGACUGCUAUGAGGCUUUUGCAUUAUAUUGCUUUGAAAGAUACCUUAUUGCUUGCUUGGGUGGUGAGAAACGUACACUCGAAUUCAUGGAAAGUCAGACUGUUUUUGAUUCUGACACACCUCUUUUGGCGGAAAAAUAUGCAUAUGGGGUUGUAGAACAUCCUUUUCCCUUAAAUUGCUUCGUAAGGGAUUGGUAUCUUGGUUCUGACUUCUAUCAUGCGGUUAAAAUUGGUAUCGUUCAAUAUAUGAUAUUGAAGAUGAUAUGUGCUCUCCUAGCUAUGAUUCUUGAAAGUUUCGGGGUCUAUGGAGAAGGAAAGUUUAACUGGAGAUAUGGCUAUCCCUAUUUGGCGGUUGUACUUAAUUUUAGUCAAUCGUGGGCCCUGUAUUGUCUUCUCCAAUUCUAUUCUGUCACAAAGGACAAAUUGGAAUCAAUUAAACCAUUGGCCAAGUUUCUUGUGUUCAAGUCGAUCGUUUUCCUCACUUGGUGGCAAGGUGUUGCCGUUGCCUUUCUUUUCUCAGUAGGAGCUUUUAAAGGGUCCUUGGCUCGCGAGCUAAAGACGCGCAUACAAGAUUACCUCAUAUGCAUUGAGAUGGGUAUUGCUGCCGUCGCACAUGUUUACACCUUUCCAGCAGUACCUUAUAAACGUGGAGAAAGAUGUGUUCGCAAUGUUGCGGUGCUAACCGACUACGCAUCCUUAGGAACGCCACCUGAUCCAGAGGAGGUUAGAGACUCCGAACAAAUAACUAAAAUACGCUUGGGUCGCCAUGACGAGAGAGAGAAGCGUUUGAGUUUUCCCCAGAGUGUUCGAGAUGUUGUAAUUGGAAGCGGCGAAAUUAUUGUCGAUGACAUGAAGUAUACAGUCACACACGUCGUAGAACCAGUCGAAAGGGGUAUUUCAAAACUUAACAAAACGAUCAAUCGGUUCUCCGAAAAUGUUAAACGGCAUCAAGAACAGCGGAAGAGUGCGAAGGACGAUAGUUAUCUGAUUCCUUUGAAGUCCUGGUCAAGAGAAUUUUCUGAAGUUGAAGAAAAUGUUACUCAAGGCAGCGUUAGUGACAGUGGAAUAUCCAACGGUAAGAGACAAAGAAUUGGCAGAUAAGAUGGCAUUGGUGUGUAUUAAGUAAGUAAUGUAAAUCAUGGGAACCCAUAUGUUGGCAUGAUUAUUAACCAUGCUGAUGUUCUUAGUUUAGAAAAAGGAAUCGACGGCGGGGACGUUAGCUUGCUAAACUUACCGGCCCUUGCCCCCUGUAGAGCUAACCCUUAACCCAAACUCAAUCAGAUUAGCUUCAGACACUGGAGGAAACAAGAAAAAGGAAUCGACGGCGGUGUUCUGUGGGAAAGAUGUGGUGACUAUUUAGCCAUCGAUCAAAGUAAGCUCUUCUAUUUCCUCGGAGCCAUUGUUUGCCCCCAAAAUUUGCUUUCAUGCAAGACUUCUUUAACUAUAUUGUUUAUUCAGUAAUCAUGAACAGUGAACUUACCACAAUUGUUGCCCUCUCUCUCUCUCUCUCUCUCUCUCUCUCUCUCUCUCUCUCUCUCUCUCUCUCUCUCUGGUUCUCAGGUUGGUAUUUUUAUUUAUCUUCUGGCAUUUCUGGAUUGUAUUAAACAUAAUUGACACCAAGUACAGUGAUAUUUAUGCAUUUUGUGUAACUAUCCAUGCAAUUCAUAUUCCGCACUUGAUA